AAAAUAAUGAUCUUUUUUCAGCAACAGUGGAUAAUCCAUCAAAUGCGGUUGAAUGGGCAAUUGCGGAGAUGAUAAACCAACCAAAGAUAUUCGAAAAGGCAGCAGAAGAGUUGGAUAAAGUGGUUGGAAAGGAGAGACUAGUCCAAGAAUCCGACCUUUCACAGCUUAAUUACAUCACAGCUUGUGCAAGAGAAGCCUUUCGCCUCCACCCUGUUUCGCCAUUCAAUAUUCCUCAUGUCUCCAUUACCGAUACAACAGUUGCAAAUUACUUUAUUCCGAAAGACAGUCAUGUUAUAUUAAGCCGAGUGGGUCUCGGCCGGAACCCUAAGGUUUGGGAUGAACCACACAAGUUCAAACCAGAACGCCACAUCAAGAAUGAUGGGUCUGGAGUGACACUUACUGAGCCUGAUUUGCGUUUCAUUUCAGAUUUGCGUUUCAUUUCAUUUAGCAUGGGAAGACGCGGGUGUGCAAGGGUGACAAUGGGGACUUCAAUUACUUUGAUGCUAUUUGCAAGACUUCUUCAAGGGUUUACUUGGAAUGUCCCUCGUAACGAGACCAGUAUUGAUCUUAAAGAGUCUGAGAGUGAUCUAACACUUGCUAAGCCAUUGGUUUUACUAGCAAAACCACGCUUGCCUGCGUAUGUAUACGAUCAAAUCAUGCAUGAUAACUAAGAAAUGACAUAUAUGGAUUUGAGCCUUUAAACUUCUAUUUCAUAUUAAGCCAUGCACUUUUUGAUCAUUAAGUUAAUAAGUUAUUAGUCUGAUCAGACUAUCUAAUUUGUAUUUUUCAGGUUUUUUUUAUCUUUGAGCAGCUUUAUCCAUAUGUUUAGAUUUGUAAACUUCAUAUUUUAAGAUUAAGCAGCAAAUAGAAAAUCCCUUAAAUGCAUAAAAAGCUUGACCUAUCAUGGUCAUCUAUUGACUUGAAA
This is a messenger RNA of Jatropha curcas, 925 nucleotides long. NCBI's taxonomy places the organism in Eukaryota, Viridiplantae, Streptophyta, Magnoliopsida, Malpighiales, Euphorbiaceae. The record is from RefSeq and is a predicted model, not a curated record.